CGUGCGCGCGCGCGCAGGGGAGGAGCGGCGCCGCGGCCGGCUGCAGGAGGGGCUCAGCUCGUGUGAGAUCCCCUGUUCUUCCCUUAACGUGGAAAACGUCUAGUCUAGGUUUACCUAAGGACGGAGUAUCAGGGCACCAUGACUCCCGUGAGGACCCAGCACUGCUUGGCAGGUCAGACAUACGCGGUGCCCCUGAUCCAGCCGGACCUGCGGAGGGAAGAGGCCAUCCAGCAGGUGGCGGACGCCCUGCAGUACCUCCAAAAGGUCUCCGCAGACAUCUUUAGCAGGAUCUCCCAGCGAGUGGAGGUGAGCCGGAGCCAGCUGCAGGCCAUCGGGGAGAGGGUCUCCUUGGCCCAGGCCAAGAUUGAGAAGAUCAAGGGCAGCAAGAAGGCCAUCAAGGUGUUCUCCAGCGCCAAGUACCCAGCCCCAGAGCACCUGCAGGAACACAGCUCCAUCUUCACGGGCGCCCAGGACCCUGGCCUGCAGAGACGCCCCCGCCACAGGAUCCAGAGCAAGCACCGCCCCCUGGAUGGGCGGGCCCUGCAGGAGAAGCUGCAGUACUUCCCGGUGUGCGUUAGCAUCACGCCGCAGCCCGAGGACGCCGCCGAGGAGGGGCUGGGGGCUCUUCCCAGCAACAUCAGCUCCGUCAGCUCCUUGCUGCUCUUCAACACCACUGAGAACCUGUACAAGAAGUAUGUCCUCCUGGAUCCCCUGGCUGGUGCUGUCACAAAGACCCACGUGAUGCUGGGGGCAGAGACGGAGGAGAAGCUGUUCGAUGCCCCCCUGUCUAUCAGCAAGAGAGAGCAGCUGGAGCAGCAGGUCCCAGAGAACUACUUCUAUGUGCCAGACCUGGGCCAGGUGCCGGAGAUCGACGUCCCGUCCUACCUGCCUGACCUGCCCGGCAUCGCGGAUGACCUCACUUACAGCGCUGACCUGGGCCCUGGCAUUGCCCCCUCUGCCCCCGGCACCAUUCCAGAACUGCCCACCUUCCACACGGAGGUAGCUGAGCCUUUCAAGCCAGACCUAGAGAAUGGGGUGCUAUCCGUACCCCCACCACCUCCACCACCACCACCACCUCCCCCAGCUCCUGCAGCGCUGGUCAGCGCCCCUGUACCCCAGACCAUGGCCCCUGCAGGCCAAGGUGCCAGGGAGGAUGACAGCGGCAGCAGCGUGUCCCCUUCAGCUCCGGUCCUGGGAGCGCCCAAGGAGGUGGCCGAGCCCUCCAGCGGCCGGGCCUCGCUGCUGGAGUCCAUCCGCCAAGCUGGGGGCAUCGGCAAGGCCAAGCUGCGCAGCGUCAAGGAGCGCAAGCUGGAGAAGAAGAAACAGAAGGAGCAGGAACAAGUGAGAGCCACAAGCCAAGGUGGGGACCUGAUGUCGGAUCUCUUUAACAAGCUGGCCAUGCGGCGCAAAGGGAUCUCCGGGAAAGGACCUGGAUCAGGGGCCAGCGAGGGCCCAGGAGGCGCCUUUGCCCGAGUGUCAGACUCCAUCCCGCCACUGCCUCCGCCUCAGCAGCCACAGGGAGAGGAGGACGAGGAUGACUGGGAGUCAUAGGGGCAUGCGUGAUCCCUCCCCCUGGGCCUGGGUCCAGGGGGUUGCUGCCCUUGUGCAGAGGGGCCGGGACGGAGGCGGCACCAGGUGUGUGCCUGGACCUUUUCAAGGACGGGGGCGCUGGCUGCAGGCCACAGGGCUGCCGGGGCACCACUGUGUGAUUGCCCGCCACUCUUUCACCUGAGGGCUGUUGUCACUGAAGAGACUUGGAGAGACAAGAGCACCAUGGAUCAAUAAAACAGCGUGACCAGAGCUGGGCAGAAA
Messenger RNA from Microcebus murinus (gray mouse lemur), 1812 nucleotides. The record is from RefSeq and is a predicted model, not a curated record. NCBI's taxonomy places the organism in Eukaryota, Metazoa, Chordata, Mammalia, Primates, Cheirogaleidae.